This is a messenger RNA of Cyprinus carpio (common carp), 1479 nucleotides long. It is a transcript of the gene gtf2f2b, whose product is annotated as general transcription factor IIF subunit 2b. Gene Ontology annotation, cellular component: transcription factor TFIIF complex. Gene Ontology annotation, biological process: transcription initiation at RNA polymerase II promoter; transcription by RNA polymerase II. NCBI's taxonomy places the organism in Eukaryota, Metazoa, Chordata, Actinopteri, Cypriniformes, Cyprinidae. The record is from RefSeq and is a predicted model, not a curated record.
CAACAGGUUCAUCAUAGGCUAAAUUGUUCAUGUUGACUGCAUAGUGCGAGUGCGAUUUGGCUUCCAAACCAGGCGCAUAUUUACUGUAGUUCAGUAAAAGUUUUUUUGUUCUUUACACAAAACCCUCCAGUCAUGUCAGACAAAGGCCAAGACGUCGAUUUAACUAGAGCCAAACAAAACACAGGAGUCUGGCUGGUGAAGGUCCCCAAAUAUCUUUCUCAGCAGUGGGAAAAAGCAUCUGGGCGAGGAGAAGUAGGCAAACUUAAAAUUGGGAAAGCUCAAGGGAAGACGGCGGUGUCUUUCAGUCUGAACGAGGAGCUGACAGUGGUGCAGUGCUCUGGGGAGAAGGUUUCGUCAGUGCGCUCCCCGAGAGAACAUCCCUUCACCAUACAGACGGUGGGCGGCCAGAGCCUCGCUGUCUUCACAGAGACCUCAGACAAGCUGGCUCUUGAAGGCAUGGUUGUGCAGCGAGCUGAGUGUAGACCUGCAGUCAGUGAGAGCUACAUGAAACUAAAGAAGCUCCAGAUUGAAGAAUCCACUAAACCUCUUCGUUUUUCCCAGAAGCUUGAGAAAGCUGUCACAACAAAUUAUAAACCUGUGUCCAACCACAGCCAUAAUGUGGAGUAUGAGAAGAGAAAGAAAGAGGAAGGCAAGCGUGCAAGAGCUGACAAGCAGAAGGUUCUGGAAAUGCUCUUCUCUGCCUUUGAGAAACACCAGUACUACAACAUCAGAGACCUGGUGGACAUUACGAAGCAACCGGUGAUUUACCUGAAGGAGAUUCUUAGGGAGAUCGGCGUGUAUAAUUCCCGAGGGCCUCAUAAGAGCACCUGGGAGCUGAAGCCAGAGUAUCGCCACUAUGAGGAAGGACAGGAGGAUGAGGAGGAAAAAAUGGAGUAAUUCGGUUUACAUAAGCCUGGGUUGGUUUUGCUUUCAUGUAACUGUUGUUUGUUUUUGUGCCAGAUUUGUUUUGGACCUUGUUCACUCCCAGGUGGAACGAAUGUCAGUAUAAAAGAAAUCAAGAUCAACUUUUUUCUUGAGUUACAUAACGAAGCGUUUCUCUAAAAGCAUUAUGAAAUGAAUACUGUAAUUUGCAUAUGACUCUUACAGUCUUCCGAGUUAAGAGCACUUGUGUUUAUGGUUACAGAAGCACAUUAAUAACAUUAAUGAAAACACAGUCAGCCUUUGGACUUUCCAUUAGUUAAAUAGUUUCAUAACUCUCAUCAGUAACAUUUAGUGCAUAUAAACACAUCUGUCCUGCUGGGCAGGAAUAAUCACAUGCAAGAGUAAAUUGCUCAAGGUCACAUGCGGGUCACACUUCAACACAACAAUAAAUCAAAACAAAAUUAGCAAGAUGAGGCAUAUUUUUAGGACCAGCAAGGAUUUCUGGAUUGUUCUCUACAGUGUUUACUCAUCACUGAAGUUCAUUUUUCAGUUUAAAUUAGCAUGAAGCCAUUACACAAUAAAUACCUGCAUAAUGUA